Salvia hispanica is the source of this 1370-nucleotide messenger RNA. Its product is annotated as peroxisome biogenesis protein 2-like. Lineage: Eukaryota; Viridiplantae; Streptophyta; Magnoliopsida; Lamiales; Lamiaceae. Gene Ontology annotation, cellular component: peroxisomal membrane. Gene Ontology annotation, molecular function: zinc ion binding. Gene Ontology annotation, biological process: protein import into peroxisome matrix. The record is from RefSeq and is a predicted model, not a curated record.
UAGUGAGGGUUGUACUAAAAUUUAGCAAGAAGAAACUUGGUGGUGGACUGGUGGUGGUGAGGAGCAGCAGCGAUUUUGCCACUGCAGAGCUCCCAAAUUCCAUCAUUUAUUAUUCGAAAAAGAAGAGGAAAUUUAGAACCAGCUAAUUCAAUCAUGGAUAUGCAAGCCCUAGCUUCGUCGUCUUCGUCUACCAGCGGAAGUUCUGCCAAUCCUCCGCCGCCGGAGGAUGCGUGGUUCAACACUUAUCUGAAGCUAAUUCCUCAAUGGCAAUCUCUUCCCACGGAGAUGAUCCCAGUUGAAAUAUCUAGAGUUAAUCAGGUAGAUGCUGGACGGCUUGACGUUGAAAUGUCGGCUAUGUUAAAAGAGCAGUUGGUUAAAGUUUUUUCUUUACUGAAGCCAGGAAUGCUAUUCCAAUACGAGCCUGAACUCGAUGCAUUUCUUGAGUUUCUAAUAUGGAGAUUUUCGAUAUGGGUUGAUAAGCCUACACCUGGUAAUGCUCUCAUGAACUUGAGGUAUAGGGAUGAACGUGCAGUUGAGCCAAGGGUAAAAGUUAGAAUGGGGCUGGAGGGGCCAGGAUUAACUGUUUCUCAGAAGAUAUGGUACUGUAUAGCAACUGUUGGUGGUCAGUAUAUUUGGGCCCGACUUCAGUCGUUUUCUGCUUUCCGUAGAUGGGGUGAUACUGAGCAGAGAUCACUAGCUCGUCGGAGUUGGUUUCUCCUACAACGCAUAGAAGGAUUUUAUAAGGCUGCAUCCUUUGGAAACCUUCUCAUAUUCCUUUUGACAGGAAGGUAUAGGAGUCUUAUUGAGAGAGCCUUACGAGCAAGGCUUGUCUAUGGAAGUCCAAAUAUGAAUCGAUCUGUGAGCUUUGAGUACAUGAACCGGCAGUUGGUGUGGAAUGAAUUUUCGGAAAUGUUGUUGUUGCUUCUUCCACUUCUCAAUUCGUCGUCCCUCAGGAAAGUUCUCCGUCCAUUCUCAAAAGAUAUAUCUUCAAACUCGGAAGGGGAUGAUGCUUUAUGCCCCAUUUGCCAGGCAACUCCAACCACUCCAUUUUUAGCUCUUCCGUGUCAGCACAGGUAUUGCUAUUACUGUCUUCGAACAAGAUGCUCUGCUUCCAUGUCUUUCCGGUGCUCCAGGUGUAGCGAACCCGUUGUUGCAAUGCAACGACAUGGGGACUCUGUCUCCAACGAAACUCACUGAAAGAGUUGCACAAGGUGAAGGAAAUGAUGAUGCACAAUUAAAAUCAUGUACGGUGUUGAAAUUUAAGAAGUAUAGAUUCGUUUAUAAAGAAAAGUACUCCAUCUGGUUGAUGAAAAUUUGAUCAAAGAAUGUUCUAUCACAGUUUUUCAAUUUCAAUACUUGUCUUGAUCAAA